This is a messenger RNA of Hippoglossus stenolepis (Pacific halibut), 2399 nucleotides long. Its product is annotated as heparan-sulfate 6-O-sulfotransferase 3-B. The coding region runs from base 380 to 1687 and encodes 435 amino acids. The transcript is spliced from 2 exons. Gene Ontology annotation, cellular component: membrane. NCBI's taxonomy places the organism in Eukaryota, Metazoa, Chordata, Actinopteri, Pleuronectiformes, Pleuronectidae. The record is from RefSeq and is a predicted model, not a curated record. Gene Ontology annotation, molecular function: heparan sulfate 6-sulfotransferase activity.
UACUCUGCUUGUGGGGGGCGCUCCGGGCUCAGAUACCGAUCAGCGGUUGUGUCUGACAGGACAGCCGAGCCCGAACGCACCGCUCGGGGGGGAUGCUCCGUUACGCACCGACGCCUCUGGUGGUUGUGUUUACGCAGGCGACUUCUGAGUGACCCGGUUCAAAACAAGAUGUCUUCACCCUCCACGGAGUAGGUGAGUGUUCAGAGGCAGCUGAAGUUUGGAAAGUGGACGUGUUGCGGUGCAGGACGAGGCCGGAGUGCGGGACACGAACCGGAGCUCCGCGCGUCUGGAGAGGAGCGGGCGCGCAGGAUGAGACGCGGGGAAGAGGAGCACGACUCGGACAUCACAUCACCGUCUUCGUGAUUCACAGUUUCCCACCAUGGAGGAGAAGUUCAACCGACUCAUCUUCAUCCCCAUCGCGGCGGUGCUCUUCCUCAUGAUCGGGUACCAGUACGUGUGCCCGGCGGACUCCAACACCUGCUACUUCAGGAGCGAGGACCAGGGGCUGUUCCAGCGCUACUCGUCCGGGUUCGAGUUAGUUUACCCGGAGCUGGAGGCGGACGAGGACCUGCCCUCGAAAAUCACCGCCAGAUUCAACUUCACGGAGCGAGACCUGGACCGACACGUCGACUUCAACAUCCGAGGAGACGACGUGAUGGUGUUCCUCCACAUCCAGAAGACCGGCGGCACCACGUUCGGGCGGCACCUGGUGAAGAACAUCCAGCUGGAGCAGCCCUGCGACUGCAUGCCCGGCCAGAGGAAGUGCACCUGCCACCGGCCCGGGAAGGCCGAGUCGUGGCUCUUCUCCCGGUUCUCCACCGGCUGGAGCUGCGGGCUGCACGCAGACUGGACCGAGCUGACGAGCUGUGUCCCGGUGGUGAUGAACAAGAGGGACAAGAAGAGCGCUCAGAGGAGGAAGAGGAAUUUCUACUACAUCACCAUGCUACGUGACCCCGUGUCCCGCUACCUCAGUGAGUGGAAGCACGUGCAGCGUGGGGCCACUUGGAAAACAGCUCUCCACAUGUGUGAUGGCCACGCGCCCACUCAGGAGGAGCUCCCCGCGUGCUACAAUGGCGACGACUGGACCGGCGUGCCUCUGGCAGACUUCAUGAACUGCCCGUCUAACCUCGCCAACAACCGCCAGGUCCGCAUGCUGGCCGACCUCAGCCUGGUGGGCUGCUACAACAUGUCCUCCAUGAGCGAGCUGGAGCGAGGCCACGUGCUGCUCGCCAGCGCCAAGGCCAACCUGCGCAACAUGGCUUUCUAUGGCCUGACGGAGUUCCAGCGCAAGACGCAGUACCUCUUCGAGCGGACGUUUGGCCUGCGCUUCAUCCGGGCCUUCACGCAGAUCAACAGCACGCGCGCGGCCAGCGUGGGAAUCAGUGAGAAGGUGCGUUGGCGCAUCGAGGGGCUGAACGCCCUCGACAUGGAGCUGUACGAGUACGCCAAGGAGCUGUUCCUGCGGCGCUACCAGUACAACCGCCAGAGGCAGCACCAGGAGGAGCGGCUGAGGAGGAGGCAGGAGAGGCAGCACAGGCAGAAGCUGCACAGGACUUAUCUGGCUGAGCUCUGGAGACUAGGAGGAGGAGGAGGAGGAGAGGAGGAAGACGAGGAGCAGGACGUGGUGAAGGUGCUUGAAAAUGCGGCCACCACAGAGGAUUACAGCAGCCAGGUGGUGCAGUGGUGAGGAGAACACAGAACUAAAACCACAGAGGCGCUGACUGGUCGCUGUCUGAUUCAUCGUGCUCCUCCCUCCGUCUCCUUGUCUCACCUCUGCUGUAAAUCUGCCAAACCUCCUGCUCUCAUGACGCUUUGUUGGACUGCCCAAUGGUGUCUUAAUAUUUAUGAUGGAUGUAUUUGUCAUGGCAACAUAAACAUUUUGUAUUUGGUUUCUUUGUUCUGGCAGUGCAGUUGUGAAAUGUAUUUAUUUAUUUGUUAGCCAGUGCUUUGAAUGUUCUCAAAGCAGCGAGAAUGUUUCCUAAAUUUCGCUAAGAAAUAACUGAAAAAAAUAAGGUGUCUCAUGACGAAGGGCAGAUUUAGUAUCUUAUCAAAAUGGCGAAGGACUCUUUGGAUGAUCUGUGUCAUGUCUGUGAUCUAGCGCCGUGUCGAGCAGUGGAAUCUUGUAGUUGCUCUGUGGUGUUUGGCUUCAUAAGAAUAUCAAAGCACAAACUUGGCGCUAUAGUCUGCGCUGUGUUUUUCUUUCUGACUGACGAAGCUGCAGAAACAAUCAAGGCGUCGAUUUCUUGCAGGAAAUGUGUUGUAAAAAUAAAAAACAUGCAGUAUCCAGUGAUGUAAAUUUGUCCCUGACCGCCUCUGUGGUACGCAAGUGUACAUGCACAUGUUCUUGCUUUGCUCCUUUUUUCACAGCAUGUUCUCACCAUAAAAAUCUGAAAUCCUCA